AUGGCCGCGUUUAGUCGUCUCCUCGGCGUUCAGCUGCCGUAUGUGAUGGAGGUGGUCAUUUUCCUGGCUCUCGCCUACGCCACGGCGUACGUGCUCACGAACAUCAUGUUCGCGAGCAUUCACAAAUUCAAGAUGGCUGGACCGCUGACGGCGAUUCCUGUUCUCGGUGGGGUUGUGGGUAUGAUAAGGGACCCUUACAGUUUUUGGGAGCGACAGCGCCAAUACGAGCCGCACGGCUACAGCUGGAUGGCCAUCCUCACGCAGUUUGUCGUCUUUGUGACGCGCGCAGACCUGUGCCACAAGAUCUUUGCCACGAACGGCGAGGACACUCUUACCCUCCAGUUGCACCCCAACGGCAAGUUGAUUCUCGGCGACAAUAACAUAGCCUUCCAGAGCGGCCCCGGUCACAAGGCGCUGCGCUCUAGCUUUAUGAAUCUCUUCACCACCAAGGCCCUUUCCUUGUACCUGCCGAUUCAAGAGCGCCUCAUUCACGAGCACCUGAGUCGCUGGGUAAGGGACUACCCGUGGGGCGGCAAGCCAGAGGAGAUGCGCACGCACAUCCGCGAGCUGAACUGCGAGACCUCGCAGACAGUGUUCCUUGGCGAGCACCUGCACAACCACACCGAGUUCACUCACAACUACAACAUCAUCACCCGUGGCUUCCUCUCUGCUCCGCUGUACCUGCCUGGCACCCCGCUGUACAAGGCGGUGCAGGCCCGCAAGCUUACUAUGGUGGAGCUUCAGGCUGCGGUGCGCCGCAGCAAGGCCCGCAUGGCGAAGCCGGACGCUGAGCCGCACUGCCUGCUCGACUUCUGGACGGCGACGGUGCUGGAAAAGAUCAAGGAGGCGGAGGAAGAGGGUGGCGACGCGCCGGCGUACUCAUCCGACCACGCCAUGGCGGACACGAUACUCGACUUUCUCUUCGCUUCCCAGGAUGCAUCGACUGCCAGCUUGACGAUGAUUACGGCGACGAUGGCCGACCACCCGGAGAUUCUGGAGCGUGUCCGCAAGGAGCAGGCUCGCCUGCGCCCCAACAACGAGCCGCUCACGUAUGACCUGGUGCAGGAGAUGACGUUUACGCGCCAGUGCGUGAUGGAGCAGCUCCGCCUCUUUCCACCGGCGCCGAUGGUGCCCAUGAAGGUCCACGGCGACUUCCAGCUGGACGAGAAGACGGUUGUGCGGAAGGGUAGCAUGAUCAUUCCGUCGCUGGUGGCGUGCUGUCGGGAGGGCUUCACGAACCCCGACACGUACGACCCGGAUCGCAUGGGCCCUGAGCGCCAGGAGGACCGCAAGUUCGCGAAGCAGUUCAUCCCAUUCGGCGUAGGUCCGCACCGCUGUGUCGGCUAUAACUACGCCAUCAACCACCUCACCGUGUACCUCGCACUCAUCGCGCACCACGUCGAGUGGCAGCGCACACGCACUCCUGACUCCGACAAGAUUCUGUACCUGCCCACCUUGUACCCUCAUGACUGCCUACAGACGUGGCGGUACCGUGAAGGGAUCGAGCCAACGGCCGAGAAGGUGUAG
Molecule: messenger RNA, 1527 nt
Organism: Leishmania major strain Friedlin
Lineage: Eukaryota; Euglenozoa; Kinetoplastea; Trypanosomatida; Trypanosomatidae
Product: cytochrome p450-like protein
Exons: 1
Coding region: 1-1527 (508 amino acids)
Biological process (GO): sterol metabolic process
Molecular function (GO): oxidoreductase activity, acting on paired donors, with incorporation or reduction of molecular oxygen; monooxygenase activity; iron ion binding
Source: RefSeq, a predicted model, not a curated record